AGCGACUCCCACUGCCAUUCUCCCCCACUCUCUCUCGGUGGAGCUGCAUCUCCGUCAAUCGGCGCGUGUGGUCGCCGGCUCGCCGCCGCCACGGCAGAGGACGCCUUCUCCCCCCGCCACCGCCCCUCCCAUCGUCAAUACCCGGCACCACCUACCUCUAUCUCCAAGUCUCUGACCCCCACCACCACACAUCCCGACCGAUUCCGAAGGCAAGGGGAGAGAACAGGAGCUAGAGAGGCGGGGGGGCGAUGGCGGUGGUCGGCGUUCUCGCCCUGCAGGGAUCCUACAACGAGCACAUGUCCGCGCUGAGGAGGAUCGGGGUGAAGGGGGUGGAGGUGCGCAAGCCGGAGCAGCUGCAGGGCCUCGACUCGCUCAUCAUCCCCGGCGGCGAGAGCACCACCAUGGCCAAGCUCGCCAACUACCACAACCUGUUUCCUGCACUUCGAGAGUUUGUCGGUGCAGGAAAGCCUGUGUGGGGAACUUGUGCUGGGCUCAUUUUCCUUGCAAACAAGGCGGUAGGACAAAAAUUGGGAGGCCAAGAGCUUGUUGGGGGGCUAGAUUGCACUGUCCACCGGAACUUUUUUGGGAGCCAGCUGCAAAGCUUUGAAACCGAACUUUCAGUGCCAAUGCUUGCGGACAAGGAAGGAGGCAGUAAUACAUGCCGUGGAGUAUUUAUACGAGCACCUGCUAUCUUGGAAGUAGGAUCGGAUGUUGAAAUACUGGCUGAAUGCCCUGUUCCUUCUGGUAGACCCAGCAUUACCAUACCAUCUGCCGAGGGUGUUGAGGAAGAGGUGUACUCAAAAGAUCGGGUGAUUGUUGCGGUGCGUCAAGGGAGCAUCCUCGCCACCGCUUUUCACCCAGAAUUGACAUCAGACUGUAGAUGGCAUCGCUUCUUCCUGGACAUGGACAAAGAAUCCCAUCCAAAGGCCUUCUCCGCGCUAUCUCUAUCGUCGUCUUCAAGAGGUUCAGAAGGCGGGUCAAAGACCAAGCCUUUUGAUCUUCCCAUAUUUGAAUAGCAGCUGGCGGGAAAGGGGGUCUGCCAAACAUUUAAGAAAAGAAAAUAACUAAGUUUUGAUCAUUCAGUUGAUGACAGGCUGGGCAUCCGUGAUAUUUCUAUAUCAAAAUUGUAUACCAUACACUUGUAAUAGUUGAAUACAAGUCAAUACACACUUGUAUUAUGAGAACCGAAACUGCUUCACACACAUUUUUCGUCCGGUUAUAGUACACACAAGUUUGAUCAGAA
Molecule: messenger RNA, 1243 nt
Organism: Triticum dicoccoides
Lineage: Eukaryota; Viridiplantae; Streptophyta; Magnoliopsida; Poales; Poaceae
Product: probable pyridoxal 5'-phosphate synthase subunit PDX2
Exons: 7
Coding region: 249-1016 (255 amino acids)
Biological process (GO): pyridoxal 5'-phosphate biosynthetic process; pyridoxine metabolic process
Cellular component (GO): glutaminase complex; cytosol
Molecular function (GO): glutaminase activity
Source: RefSeq, a predicted model, not a curated record